AUGCAGCACUACGGUGUGAACGGAUAUUCGCUCCAUGCCAUGAACUCACUGAGCGCCAUGUACAACCUCCAUCAGCAGGCGGCGCAACAGGCCCAGCACGCACCCGACUACCGCCCAUCCGUCCACGCGCUUACGCUCGCUGAGAGGCUGGCCGGCUGCGCAUUUCAAGACAUUAUCCUCGAGGCUCGUUACGGCUCUCAGCAUCGUAAGCAGCGGCGGAGUCGCACGGCCUUCACCGCGCAGCAGCUUGAAGCUCUGGAGAAAACCUUUCAGAAGACACACUACCCUGAUGUAGUGAUGCGUGAGCGUCUGGCCAUGUGCACCAACCUGCCCGAAGCACGAGUCCAGGUGUGGUUUAAGAACCGGCGAGCGAAGUUCCGUAAGAAGCAGCGCAGCCUGCAGAAGGAGCAGCUCCAGAAACAGAAGGACGCCUCACCCGAGGGAACGUUAGGAGCCGGCGAUAAAACCGACCCUCCCUCUGCCGUAAACCUGGAGAACCCACUGGCUCCUUCGUCCACGUCCUCGUCCUCCUCUAUCGAGGCUGAAGGGCCUUCGGAACUGAGCGUGGAGCUAAAUGUCACCUCGGCUGAGCAGUCAGGAAGCGAGUCGGCCACAGAGGACAACGCAACCGACAGGGAAGAAGAUUUAAAGCUUCACCAGGACGACAUCAAGGUGGACAAGUCCGGGAGUCUUUCUCCUCCCUGUAAACGCCUCAGCCCCAAACCAGAUUCACCCCUCAGCUCGCCAGCGAUCACAUCCGGGUCUAACGGCAUGACCGGAGGCAUCUCUCAGAGCCAUUCGUACUCGUCGUCGCCGCUGAGCCUAUUCCGUCUUCAGGAGCAGUUUCGCCAGCACAUGGCAGCGACUAACAGCUUGGUGCACUACCCGUCAUUUGACAUGGCCGCCCCAUCCUCCCUCCCCUACCUGGGCAUGAACGUGAGUGUCCCGGCACCGCUGGGUUCGCUGCCCUGCCAGUCGUAUUACCAGUCCUUGUCUCAGCACGCGCAGCAAGUGUGGAGCGGUCCUUUGCUGCAGGCCUCCGCCGCGCUGCCCGGCCACAACAGCAAGACCAGCAGCAUUGAGAACCUGCGGCUACGCGCCAAGCAACACGCCGCUUCGCUCGGCCUCGACACCAUGCCUAACUAA
Molecule: messenger RNA, 1146 nt
Organism: Tachysurus vachellii
Lineage: Eukaryota; Metazoa; Chordata; Actinopteri; Siluriformes; Bagridae
Gene: dmbx1a
Product: diencephalon/mesencephalon homeobox 1a
Exons: 4
Coding region: 1-1146 (381 amino acids)
Biological process (GO): regulation of transcription by RNA polymerase II
Molecular function (GO): DNA-binding transcription factor activity, RNA polymerase II-specific; RNA polymerase II transcription regulatory region sequence-specific DNA binding
Source: RefSeq, a predicted model, not a curated record